GCCCACCCGGUGACGCAGCCGAAGGCCUGGCGUUUUGUUUGCGUAGAAGGAGAGAGAGGAAAAAAACCCUUGUGAUAGCGGCGGCGGCCGAGGAGAGCGGCGUGAGAGAGAAGUACCGGCUACGUAUUGCGUCACCGACCACCGCGGCCUAACUUUCACCUCAUAGCACUUAGUGACCUACUCCCGGGCCGAGAAGGAGGGAUACCGCCGGCUUUGUCGGGCUUUUGUUACCGGAGUGGGAUUACAACCUCCAGCAGGAGCAGGCCUCAGUGUCUGGGCGACCAGCACCGACACCGCGCUUGACGGAACUUCGGACACCUCCUUGCCCCGGCUGGCAUGGAGGGAACAGUGGUCACCGACAAGAAAAGGAUCAGUUCGGAGCGACGGAAGGAGAAAUCUCGGGAUGCUGCAAGGUGUCGAAGAAGUAAAGAAUCGGAGGUGUUUUAUGAACUGUCCCACCAGCUGCCUCUGCCUCACAAUGUCAGCUCUCAUCUUGAUAAAGCCUCCAUAAUGAGACUCACCAUCAGCUACCUGCGUAUAAGACGGCUCCUCGAUGCAGGUGAUAUGGAUGGAGAGUCUGAAAUGGAGAAACAGCUGAAUUGUUUUUAUUUGAAAGCCUUGGAGGGAUUUGUUUUGGUCCUGACUGAGGAAGGGGAUAUGAUCUACCUGUCUGAAAACGUCAACAAGUGCAUGGGACUCACUCAGUUUGAGCUGACUGGGCACAGUGUGUUUGACUUCACUCAUCCCUGUGAUCACGAAGAGUUGCGGGAGAUGCUGACAUUUAGAAAUGGACCAUCAAAGAAGGGUAAAGAGCAAAUCACAGAGCGCAGCUUCUUCCUGCGUAUGAAGUGCACCCUGACAAGCCGGGGGAGAACCGUGAAUAUAAAGUCUGCCACGUGGAAGGUUCUUCACUGCACGGGGCACAUGCGUGUGUAUGACGGCUGCAACAGUCAGAACCAUUGUGGAUACAAAAAGCCACCCAUGACCUGCAUGGUGCUGAUCUGCGAACCCAUCCCUCACCCAUCAAAUAUUGAAUUUCCAUUGGACAGUAAAACCUUCCUGAGCCGCCACAGCCUUGACAUGAAGUUUUCCUACUGUGAUGAAAGAGUUACAGAGCUAGCGGGAUAUGAGCCAGAUGAACUCCUGGGACAGUCAGUGUAUGACUAUUAUCACGCCCUGGACUCUGACCAUCUGACCAAAGCACACCAUGACAUGUUCACAAAAGGGCAGGUGACAACAGGACAGUACAGAAUGCUGGCAAAGAAAGGUGGCUACGUGUGGGUGGAGACGCAAGCCACAGUUAUAUACAACACAAAGAACUCUCAGCCCCAGUGUAUCGUGUGUGUGAACUAUGUCCUCAGUGACAUUGUGGAGAAAGAGCUGAUCUUGUCCCUUGGCCAGACAGAGUCCACUCUGGUGUCUUCAGAACCUGCUGAAUCAAAGAUGCCUCAGUUCUUCACCAAACUGGCUGACGAGGAGGACGACGACGCCAACGUUUUGUAUGAGCAACUUAAAAAGAAGGCGCCUGAGUUCCUUAAUGUUCUUGCACCUGAUGCUGGAGAUGAGAUCAUACCCUUGGACUUCAGCUCUAGUGAUUCAGAGUCGCAGUAUGACGAUGCCCCAUUGUAUAAUGACGUCAUGCUACACUCAACCAGUAAGCCUCCUGAAAACAUCCUGGUGUCUCCACUUCCAGUGCCAGAGAAGCCAAAGUCUGUGCCUCUGCGUAGCAAUGCCGACCCUGCACUGAACAAGGAGGUAGUGAUCAAGAUGGAGUGUAGCUCAGAACAGCUGGGGCUGGCUUUUACCAUUCCACAGCUCUCCAAGCCAUCUAGUCCAUCAGAAAUCAGCAGCAACCAGAGCUCAACAGAGCCUGGCACUCCUGCAGAAUAUUGUUUUGAUGAGGAUAUAAACGUUGCCCCGGAAUUUAAGAUGGACUUGGUAGAGAAACUUUUUGCCAUGGACACAGAAGCAAAGGCUCCAUUCUCUACACAGGAAACAGACUUGGACCUGGAGAUGUUGGCUCCAUAUAUCCCAAUGGAUGAUGACUUCCAGCUAAGAAGCUUUGAUCAGCUUUCCUCAAUGGAGACUGAUUCCGCUCCUAUUCAGUCCCUGGGAAGCAUGACCAAUCUGUUCCCUGCCUCUACAGCUUCAUCUUCCACCGAUCUGAAACCAAUCACCACAGAAGCCAUGAGCGAUCCUAAAACCAUCAUUGUGCACCCACCGACACCAACCAAUAAAGAGGUGCUGAGUGCCCCCGCUUCCCCAUAUAAUGGAAACCGAAGUCGCACAAGUUCUCCUGUGAGAACAGACAAAGCAGCUGUAAAGGAGAGAUCCCGCCCUGGAACUCCUACUAUAACAAGUCCACUAAAUAAAAGACCUGCGGUCCUGGAUGAUGAAUUGAGCCCAAAGAUGAUCGCUUUACAUAAUGUCCAGAGAAAACGCAAAAUUGAAAGUGAUGGCCCUUUGUUUCAAGCAGUGGGACUAGGAACGAUAUUUCAAACGAAUGUUGAUCCAGGCUCAAACUCUCCUCUCUUAUGGAAAUGUGUCAAAGUAUCGGACUCAGAUAAGCCAACUGGACCUGAACAAAGAACAAUCCUCUUAUUGUCUACAGACAUGGCCAGUCGAUUGCUCGGACAGUCGUUAGAUGGCACUGGGCUUCCACAGCUAACCGGUUAUGACUGCGAAGUGAACGCCCCCAUACAAGGAAACCGAAAUCUACUACAGGGCGAGGAUCUAUUAAAAGCCCUUGAUCAAGCUAACUGAUUUGCUCUCUCUGUUCAACUUCUGGACACUUCUCCACCCCAAAGCAGUGUAUUUAUAUUUUCUAGCUCUGAUAAUUUAGAAGCCUGUCUCCAUGACCGCACUACUUCAGUUAGUUCCAUUUCCAUCCCAUCUCUGCUUUCCCUGGCCGUCUUCUCCACGUUUUUACAGUAAUAAUCUUUCAAUGCCAUCUAUAAAACUACAUGCACUGCAUACCAAUAUAAAUAAAUAUAUAUAUUAUAUAAACGCAGA
Molecule: messenger RNA, 3012 nt
Organism: Rana temporaria (common frog)
Lineage: Eukaryota; Metazoa; Chordata; Amphibia; Anura; Ranidae
Gene: HIF1A
Product: hypoxia inducible factor 1 subunit alpha
Exons: 15
Coding region: 337-2763 (808 amino acids)
Biological process (GO): regulation of transcription by RNA polymerase II; cellular response to hypoxia
Cellular component (GO): nucleus
Molecular function (GO): protein dimerization activity; RNA polymerase II transcription regulatory region sequence-specific DNA binding; DNA-binding transcription factor activity, RNA polymerase II-specific
Source: RefSeq, a predicted model, not a curated record